AUGGAAACUGCAGAAGAAGAAGAGUUCAGUGAAUGGGAAGAGAUCCAAUACUCGCCGAGAAGCCACUCGACUGGAACGUUCGGAAUGUCUCACCAACAAGCUCUAGCUCAAGUCACUGCUCAGGCUCACCCAACCCCCCGCCGCAAUCAAGAUGUCUCCGCCGGCGAACGUGGGCCCGUCGGAAGUCCGUCGUUGCCGCGGAGAGUGGUUGAAGCCGCCAAGAAGGGUAUGAAGGAUUCGGGGCUCUUUCACGUCGUUGACAGAGUAAUACGUAAUUAUGGGUCUAGAAGAAGGUCGUUUUGGUCAUUUUCCCUCGGGGCCUUCUUGCUCGCGAGCUUGGCGUACGUUAGGCUCGUGAGAUGGUGUGGACGAGUCCACGAAGAUAAGCUGAAUCGUUUGGUUCUUCUGCUCGAAGAGAAAGACCAGAGAAUACGACAACUUCUCCUUCAGAUUGCACGACUGAAUGAGUUACUGUCAUCGCGUAGGAGAGUUCGAGUAGUUCGAAUCGCUUGACGAGACAGAUGUGUUUGAAGACAUAUGAUAUUAUAUAUAUACUGUGUUAUUUUACUGAAAAAGACUAUGUAUAGAUGAAUGAUACGUAUGCAUAUACAUAUACAUGUCACCCGCAUUGGUUGAUAGAAUGCUGAUAUUAUAUACGUCCCCCCGGCCCAGCAGCAAUUCUUGUUAAUUGCAUACGAUACAGAUUUAAUUUGAACA
This is a messenger RNA of Tarenaya hassleriana, 717 nucleotides long. RefSeq lists its product as uncharacterized. The record is from RefSeq and is a predicted model, not a curated record. Bases 1 to 513 code for a protein of 170 amino acids. Lineage: Eukaryota; Viridiplantae; Streptophyta; Magnoliopsida; Brassicales; Cleomaceae. The transcript has 4 exons.